Messenger RNA from Cladocopium goreaui, 1506 nucleotides. The record is from the annotation of a GenBank genome assembly. NCBI's taxonomy places the organism in Eukaryota, Dinophyceae, Suessiales, Symbiodiniaceae.
GGCAGGAUCAGCUUGAAGGAUUUCCGUAAGUGAAAGCCAUGGGGCUGACCCUUGAAGGAAAUCCUCAGGAUGUGAUUAACCGCAUCGCAGUAAUAUUGGCCGUGAGCCUGAUCGUCGUGGUUGUUGCCGCGCUUUGCCAUGACAGACGACAAAAUAUCACAGAAAUCAAGCGCAGCCGUCCAGCUACAUGGGUCCUGGCGCUGUUGAUUUGCAGCUACCUCUUGCUGAUUCCUGCACUCUUUGCCACUCUCUUCAACAUGACGAUUGGCGCCGUUGAUGCCCUCGUUCUCGAGGAUGCUUCGGACAGUACCAUUGAGUUUAUCCAUCUUCUUGGAGAUACUGGCUCCUGGCUUGGAGCCGUGCUGGUUGCGAUUUUCGCACUUGUUGUUCCCUUGGUGAAGAUCAUCUUGCUGGUUCUUGGGGAAUUCUGGCGUUGCAGUAAAGACCCCCGGAGGAUUCAGGUGGCUCGAAUGUGCAUCCGCUUUGUCCAGAUCAUCUCCAAGUGGGCCUGCCCAGAUAUCAUCGCCUACAUUUUCCUUUUUUAUCUAGUUCGUCAUUUGAACCGGCCGCCGAUCAACGGGCUCUUUUCCUUGGAUGUGGGUUUCACCUGCUACACGCUCUUUUGCUGGGGCUCCACGAUCAGCUCGCUUGGGGUCCACUUACCGGCGCUGAAUGAGGAGAUGAAAGCGGCAUCCAAGGAACCAUGGCCCUUGAGAGUCUUUGGAAGGAAAGGUACUGCCGUCGCAAUGUUUGUGAUCCAGUUGGUAUUUGUGGUAUGCUUUGUGCUUGGCCAGUAUUGGUCGUGUCUGGGCCUUCGCCUAGAUCAAAACAUCUUGGCAAACAAUGGGCUUCCACAGUGGCAGAUAGAUGUCAUGGUCAAUCUUCAUGUGGCUGAGCAUGCCAAAGCAGACGUGACUAUCUUUCAGUGUAUCGAUAUGUUGCUGAAGACGCAGGCUGAGUGUUUCGAUGCCAAUGCGAUUCUGUCCAUCAUCAUGUUGGCGGUCUUCGUUCUUGGACUCACUCUGCUGGACAUGAUGGUUUUGUCCGUGGCAAGCUUUCAGAUAUUGUCCAGCCCCGAAAACUCUGAGGACAAUCGCUGCAACCUGAUCACUUUGACAAAGCAUUUGAAGAAGCUCGCCAUGCUGGACGUGCUAAUCCUUGGCAUUGUUGUUGUGGUGCUCAGCGGCUCAGUGUACAAGAAACAAGGUUUGGUUCUGUCUCCGGGAUGGGGGCUGCUGGCUCUUGGUGGCGCUGAACUGAUGCACUACUUGGCCUAUGCUUUGGUCAGGAGUUUUGCCAAUGCCAAGGUGAUGACGGUCACAAUGGAUGUGACUGAAGACAAGACAGCUCCAAAAGAAGUUUCAGAGAUGUCCACCACAAUACCCAGCGAUCAAGACAGCGAAAAGUCCACUGAUGGCAAUGUCCCCAUUUAAGCACACAGCGCGUGAAUCCGGCAUAGGUGGCCAAUGCUUGAACAAUGAUGCCAACGAUUGACGUCUAAGUGGG